This is a messenger RNA of Xenopus laevis (African clawed frog), 3091 nucleotides long. Its product is annotated as C-C chemokine receptor type 6-like. The transcript has 4 exons. The record is from RefSeq and is a predicted model, not a curated record. Lineage: Eukaryota; Metazoa; Chordata; Amphibia; Anura; Pipidae. Bases 297 to 2558 code for a protein of 753 amino acids.
UACCGAAUAGAAGGAGCGCGUCCACGAGUAAACUUCACAGAGGGUUAUUCCACAGAUAAUACAGCAUCGUCCUCCUCCUCCUCCUCGUGUUUUUUAGAGCCACGGACUCCAGGCCCCACAAGGUCAGGAGAGGUGCAAGGAGACAGAGCAAGGGACGACCCGCAUCACAGCAGGGACAACCGUUAUUUCACUGCCCCAGGGGAACGGAGACAGCAACCGCCACGGACAGCACGACGGAACGGGCACAAACAGCGUUAGUAUAUAAUAUUUCUAACUGUAUAUUAUCUACCCAACAAAUGUCUGUCUUACAAAAAGGCCUCUCUUUUUGCCCCACCUUUACAUGUGAUACCUUUAAUCUGGACAUUGAUCUACAAAGGUUUUUCCGGAAUUUAAGGUUAAAGAGUUACUUUUCCAAAAUGCCUGUUGCUAUACAACCAGGUACCCAUAGUAACGCCGGACUUGGCCAUUCGCAGCUGUCGCUCAAGUCAUCCGGCUUACGUAAUAAAAGUACCUUUAUUCCUCCAACAUCCGAUAAUGUAAUAGAAGCAUAUGUAAAACUUGUCUCCAGUGAUGUUGAAAAGCUAAAACGUAAAGUUAUACGUAACCCUAUGUUAGGUCACAAAUCUAACUUGAAUUACCAAGAAAGGGCGUGUCUUACAGAGCUGAUGAAUAAUCAGGACAUUGUCAUAAAACCAGCAGAUAAGGGGGGUGCCCUGGUAGUUAUGAAUAAACAAUACUACAGAGAAGAGAUUUAUGCCCAAUUGUCUCAGGCAGAUGUGUACACAAAGGUAAAUUCAAGUCCCCUUUCCUCUAUCCAACAGUGUAUAAUGACCAAAGUAUACGAAGCGUUUGAUAAUGGCAUUAUCGAUGAGGAUCUUAAAGGUUACUUGAUAAAGGAUAAUCCAAUAACACCAGUGUUGUACACUCUACCAAAGAUUCAUAAGAAUUUGGAGAAACCCCCGGGUCGCCCAAUAGUUGCUGGAACUGACUCUGUAUUAAGCCCUAUUGCCAUUUACCUUGAUACUAUGUUGCAACCUCUGGUGAAAAACACCAAAUCUUUUGUUAAGGAUACAACACAUUUACUUAACAAACUCAGUAACAUAGUCCUCCCAGAUCAUGAAAUACUUUUGGUUAGUUUCGAUGUGGCCAGCCUUUAUACAUCUAUUUCGCAUGAGUCAGGUGUUAAUGCCAUUCGUCACCAUUUGGAUACUACCGAAUUUUCCGCUUUACAAAAAUUAUUUCUUUUGGAUUUACUAGAAAUUGUACUUCACCAGAAUUACUUCCUCUUUGAGGAUUCCUUUUAUAUACAACAACGCGGCACUGCCAUGGGCAGUAAUGUCGCUCCUACUUAUGCGAAUUUGUAUAUGGCCCACCUAGAGGAGACUAAGGUAUACACACACCCAUUGUACCUACAGCAUUGUAUGUUAUACUUACGCUAUAUAGAUGACCUUUUGGUCAUUUGGGAUGGUACACUUGGAAGUUUACGUGAAUUUUAUACAUUUCUAAACAAUAUGGAAGUAACAUUAGAAUUCACAAGUGUUGUUGAUAAAAUGUCUCUCAGCUUUUUGGAUGUCCAAAUUACCAGAAAUGGCCCUGUGUUAGAUACAAAUCUGUUCAGGAAAGAAACAGAUAGAAAUAACCUCCUACAUUACAGCAGUUUCCAUCCUGACUCACUCAAGGCCUCUUUACCCUUAACUCAAUAUAUGAGAUUGAAACGGAUUGUGAGCAAGGAGGCUGAUUACAAAAGAGGUGAGAAUGAGAUGACAGAUCGAUUCAAACAAAGGGACUAUCCAGAAGAAGUGUUGAGGUCUAACCUGGACAAAAUACAAAACAAAAGCAGGGAGGAACUACUGACUCCUGUUAAAAGGGAUAAUAGGCAGAAUGAAAGAUUGGCCUUUGUCAGUAAUUAUUCCACCGCCAGCAGACAAGUGGGCAAUAUCAUUCGCAAACACUGGCACUUACUGCAGUCAUGCCAUCCAAACAUUGCAGCUUUUCAAGAUCAGCCACUAUUAUCAUACAAACGUGGGAAAAGCUUGAAAGACCAAUUGGUUAGGGCAGAUAUUGGAAGCGCAAAGGGCCAUAAACAACGGUUCUUACAAAAUCCAAAAUUCGGCACAUUUCCCUGUUUACACUGUGUUCAAUGUAAUUCUAUUAUAAAGGGCAACUCAUUUUUCCAUCCCCACUCAGGUAAAAAAUAUUCGAUAAAGAACUAUUACACUUGUGAAUCAACAUACGUGAUUUAUUUGUUAAAAUGCCCGUGUGGCCUACUUUAUAUAGGCGAAACCACACAAAAAAUUCGUGACCGUAUUUGUAAGCACAAAUCCACUAUUCGCAGAGAAAUCACGGCACUACCAGUCCCGGCACACUUUCAUGCAGCCAGGCACUCUGUAAGCCAACUUAAAUUUCAGAUCAUUGACUCUGUGGACGAACCAAGAAGGGGUGGUGAUAGACUCAUGAUGCUUAAAAAGCUUGAAAUGCAAUGGAUCCACAAGUUGGACACUAUAUGGCCCAGGGGUCUGAACAGGGAAUAUACACCUGCUAUGUUUAUGUUUCGGUAGGUGACUUAGUCCUCUACAUACAGUAUGAUAUGGUGUAGAAUUAUGAAUCAUGUAUAGACAUAUAUGUAUACUUAAUUUUUUCUUUUUCCUUCUUUUUAAGGUUACUAGUAUUAAACACACUGAGUGCUGACAUCAUUACCAACAUACUAUCAUGUGUCUCAGGAAGGUGCUGAGUGCAGUAUGUGGAAUGGGUCACUCUGGCGUCUCAGCCUAACCUAAGUGGAGAGUUGGAGAAGUUACUUAUCAAACUGCUACCCAGAAGGCCAAACAAUAUUGGGAAGCAGCCUUGUCAGACCAAAAUUUCAGACAGAAUAGUGCCAAGCACCACAAUGCAUCCCACCUUAAAAGGAUUUGAAAUAUGAUACAAACAUACAAGACACUGAUGAUGUGUUCAUUCAAGACCUGCAUCUACAUUCGUCCAUGAAACAAUCUCUACUACAUUAAUACAGCAUUUUAACUGCUGUUAUCAAGAAGACAUUUACUUGUGGCUCAUAAUAUGUACUUUGGGACAACAUCCGAAUCUAUUGAAUAGG